GAAGCGAUCGGCGCUGAGCUUGGCGCGCUGGGAGGAAGGGGAGACUCGGGGCGGGGUGGCUGGUGCUGCUGUUACUGCUGGAGCAAAGCAGGGGAAGCCUUUGCAGGGCUGUUGUGCCUCGCGCGCACCUGGGCAGCGGUUGUUCCCCCCCAAAAAAAUUGCACUUAAAACUGCAAAACCUCCGAAAUCCGCGAUGCUGAAAAGCUGCGGGAAGAAGCUUCUGCUGUCCCUGGUGGGCUCCAUGCUGACCUGCUUCCUGGUGCUGGUGGUGGACCAGCAGAAGGGGCAGGUGCUGAGCCUGGGGGGCGGCGGCGCCGGCCUCCUCCUGCAGCCCUUCGAGGGCUCCCGCGGCGACGCGGCGGGCUUGCGAACUGCAUUGCCCUCGGGGCAGAGCCACAACGAUGUGCGGAGCUUCAGCGCGUACUUCUCCAAGCUGGCCCGGGGGAAGGCGGAGGCGGCCUCGGCGGUGGGGGGCGGCCCGGAGGAAGGGAGGGCGGCCAGGCCGCAGCUGGAGGACAUUUCGCCCCAGGAUGUCUUCAUCGCCGUCAAGACCACCAAGAAGUUCCACAAGUCGAGGCUGGAGCUGCUGCUGGAUACGUGGAUCUCGCGCAACAAGGACAUGGUAAGGAGAUGGGGCCGCUGGUGCGGGUCUUUUCCCACCUCCCAGUUAUGGGAUGGAUGCUGUGCAUUUAUUUUUAAAUAAGAUGACUGCCAACAAAACAAAAACCCGAUGCACUGUUGCUGGAAGACUUGUGGUGGUGUUGGAUGAAUGCACUCUGUGCAUGCUCAAGGGUACACUCGGCUUCGAGCAUUGCUGGCGGUGCCAAAGCUGAGGGGACGGGACGGGAAAUGGGUUGAGGGGUUGUGCUGUGGAAACUCCCUCUUUUGGGGGUGCUGUGUUCCCGGGCAGCGUAUCUUCCAGGCUGAGCCUUGACCUGGAAACGAGUUUGUGGCGGCGGCAAGGAAGCCCCGGGAAACCCGCUUCCGCGCGCGCAGAGGCCCCUCGGAUCGCUAGCACCCAUCCAGAAAGCGCGGGUUGCCUGCAGCGAGUGGGCGGCUGCUGCACGGUGCCAGCCCGUGCCAACGGCGUGCUAAUGAGCAGGAAGGAUGCGGGCUGGCGAGUAACUGCAAGCCCAGCGCCUUGAUCUGUGCCGUCUCCGCCCUUGCCCCCCAGGGAGGGAAAGUGAGGCACGCUCCUCUGCCACAAGCCCACACAGCCAGCCAGCCUCCCUCCCUCCCUCCCUCUUUUGCUCCCCUCCUAUAAAUGGUUUCCGUCAAGGGAGGCUUAUUUCGCUUGCUUGAGUGCGCACACAUACAGGUUUUCCUUUUGUGGCUUUCAUUGUUUCCACGCGUUGCAGCAGGGCAAUAGUGCUUGCUUAAAAAGAGAGGUGUGUAUCUGAAGCUUGAAAUGCAAUCCCUACUCUGAAAUGGGCAGAACUGCUCUGUGGUUGACUCAAUGGUGAGAGAAAGGCACUCUGCACAUGCUCAAGCGGUCCCUUCCUCCCCAACCUAACCCUUUUCAGAGUGUGGAUGCCCUGUCAGUUACUCUAAAUGCAUUUCCCCCCUGCAAAUGGAGGCAACGGGGCAACAUAAUGUUAUCAGUUGAGAUUCUGUGAUAAAUUGAAAAGGGUGUCGGAUGGGGUGAGAGAUGCCUUGUUCUCCCUCUGGAGUCUAGUUUGCUCUAGGCAAUUUCUACAGAGUUGGUCAAGGGGAAGUGUGCGCACCCAAAUACCCAUAUUGGAUACCUGUUAAGGCAGACAGGCAUUCAAGGUUUUGACUAGAAGAGGUUUCUAUUCAAAACCUUGCAUGCCUGUCUGUUCUCCCGGCAAGAAAGCAUUGCACCGCACCACUGCAAGCAAAUGUGCAUGGAGUUGCCCCACCUGAGUCUUAUGCGGUUCUUGCCACUGUGGCUGUGAAUGCUGCCCUUAAACUGCUUUGCUAGGAAUUAAGUUCUGCAGCAGAUCGAAGUGGCCCCUGUCCCAGUACAGACCAGAUGUGAUAAUAGCACUUCAGAGACAGUGUGUGUCUCUGCCAGGGCCAGUCCAAGACAUUUUGGCACCUGAGGUGGACCCCCAAACUGGUUUCUCCCCCCUCCCCACCAGAGAAGGGGUGAGGGAAGAUCUACAUCAGGAUCUGCUGUCCCUGUGGAUCCUGCCACCUGAGGUGGUCACCUAAAUUGUCUCAUGGGUGGAUCAGCCCUGGUUUCUGCUACAUUUUAAAAACCACUUUCAGGCUUGAUUGACAGAAUUCUAGGGGACUGUCUGUCAAAAGGCUUAAGGCACUCUGAAAACAAGGCUUCUCAGCCUGAAAUGGCAAUUCUAAGGGGGAUGGUUAACUGUUUGAAUCUGGUGUCAGACCAGCUUACAAGGUGGAGAGUAGAGGGAUUAUUAUUAUUAUUACUAUUAUUAUUAUUACUAUUAAACACAUUGGCUUGUGUAGCUGAGCAUUCCUGUGACUGUUAGGUUAUGUGGAGCUGGCCUCGUUCCCCUUAGUGCAGGCUUUGCAACGUGUCCAGAUGUUUUGGACCACAGCUCCCAUCAGCAUCACUCAGCCAAAACAUCUGGAAAAGGCCAGGUUGGCAAAGCCUGUCCUAUAUAGCAUCUUUGCAAAGGUUCCCCCUUGGUGUGACUGCCAGGAGAGCUGCUUCAUUAUUUAAAUCUGCUCCCUAACAAACUGAUGGCUUUAAUGAUUCCCUCUUCUCAGGCUCCGGGUGCCUGUUUAUUCCCUCCUCCCCAAAUCUUCCCCUCCCUCUUUCUCUUCUCUGUGUUCUCUCUCUCAGGAAGAUUGGAGACUGAGGAGCAUGAAAUGCAAUUUGUGUCGCUGGACUGGGCUUUGUCAGAUGUAAAGUAGAGACUUAAGACCAGGCUCAUUUGCAUAAAGAAAAAGGGGAGGGAGGGGAAAAAGAAUUCUCAGGCUUGUUUUAGAGCCAAGAGGGGGAUGUCUUCAGUCACCAAGUUGCCCCCCUUUCCUAAACUGUGACUGGAAUUCCAGGAUGCCCCCAAAACAAUCGGAGAUGAAGAAUUGGGAAGUUUUGUGGCUUAAAAAAUUAGCAUUAAAGUGCUAGCGACUCUCAAAAAAUAUUAUUUAUACAACCAUUUUAAUUCUCCAAAUGCGGGUUCUUUUUUCCACUGUACACAGGUGGAGAAACUAAGGCAGGACAGAGAGAAUGACCAUUGCUGAUGGUGAAUUUUAGCACUGGUUUGAUCCACUUUAGUCCUGUGGAUCAAAUUAGUGCCUGAAGUUGCAUCUAUACAAAUGAUAGCCUGGGAGCCUGAAGUGUGCAACUACUUGGUAGCUUGCUCAUGUCUGCCACAACUCCAGAAAAAUCUUACUGCUACCCUUUUUUUUUUUUUUAAGAAACCUGGUGCAAAAGAGACAUGGAGGCAGUCCCUUUGUAAAUCCCCAGUUUUACAGUUUCCCCCGAACUCAGAGGAGUGCAAAAGCCAAAGGACAACUGCUUUCUGCUCCACGUAUUACCGUGGAGAAGGCAGCUAUCAUUGACCACAAUCCACAGUAUCUAUGAUCUCCCUCUGCUGUUGGAGGCUGGGAAUCCCAGGUGAGCGGAAGCAGAGAGCUGUUGCUCCUUCUUUCUGAUUUCCCACAGGCACCUGAUUAGCUACUGAGAGAGCAGGAUGCUGGCCUUGAUGGGCAUUUGAUCUGGCAGGGCUCUCCUUAUGCCCUUGCGCAGGGAGUAGGAAUUGGGUCUGUUUGCUUCAAACUGAGGAACGAGUAAAACAUCCCUAGUGGUUCAAGCAUCCCUAGUGAUAACUCCCUUAGCCUGUGGCAGCAGUGCCUUGCUACUGGGUACCCGGGUCUUUAGAGCAUCCUUCCAUCUCUCUCAUGGGCCAUUUCUCAUGGUCACUUUGCGUCUUGGCCACACAGCAGAGACGGUCCAGCGUGGAUCUCUAGCCGCUACACAUGUGUGGGAGCCCAGAGGUGGGCGAUGCCCCCAACACCUACCGACAAUCCUGGGAAAGGCUGGCCCCUUUCCCCCCUUCACGGAUUCCGUCUUUCUUCUGGGUUUUUUGUUCCGCCUUGUUUGUCCUCUCGGCCUUCCCAGAGCCUAGCGGCUCUGCUCUCACGCUGUCUCCCCAGGCAAGCUAACAAAGCCCCUUUUCUCCCGGGGGCUGAGAAAAGACUCGGCAGAAAGACUCUGCAGCCGCUUGUGUGGUGCUUUUCCGUGGGAACGGAGCGGAGGAGCUCACAGUGGCCAGGUCAGGUUGCCUAGAGAUGUUGUGGGGUGGGGGGUGUCAGGGGGAAGUGGGGCAAAAAUCCAGAUUGCCUCUUCUUGUCCUGGGUGUCUGAGUGACACCUCUCUCCUCCAGUGCUUGAGGUGUAGGCAAACUGAAUUUCCCAAAGCCCGUCUUGCAUCACAGCAGAGAGGGAGGAGAAUUGGUGAGAUCUCCCAACCUCUCCGUGCAGAUUUGCAUUCUCAGGUUCAAAGACUGACCUUCGGAAUCCUGAAAGUUUUGCAUAAUGCAGUGGCCUCUGGGGAAGACUGUAAACUCUCCUUGCCCACCCUCCAGAUUAUUUUUGAGGCUACAGCUCCCAUUAGCCCCAGGCAGCAUGACCAAAAUAUCCAAAAUAUCUGAAGGGCACCAGGAUGAGGAAAGUGCUGUAAGCCAAAGCUUUGUUCAAAGGAACUCCUUUGAUGGAUGGCGCUGGGCUGUGAAGGGUCAGCAAAUCUUGGCCUUGCUACAGCGCAGACUUAGACUAGUUUAGGGGUGAUUGGCACCGUAGCUUUGUGCAGUGUGUGGGGGGGGGGACCAGAGCUAGGGACCUCUAAUGGAACGAUCAGCUGGCUGCCUUGCCAAAAUGCCCGGCAUUCUCUGGGAUAAAGUCUUAGUUAAAACUAGCCUGUAAGCUCCACUGAUUUAUAGCUUUGAUAGGAGCUGACUCUUUGCUCGGAGGUAACCUGAGUUUGCAACAGUCUUUUCUCUCCGCGCCCCCAAUAUGUGUUCUGUUUUUAAGUGGAUCGGGGCUCCCACACUUCCGUAUCAGUGCUGAUGUGCUGCAACAGUAGCAGGUGAUGGUCCUUUGUGGAUAUAUCUAAAACUUGAGCAUGUCACAUUGUGAACUGGAUCAGACAAGCCAGGCUCACAGACUCUUCUUCCUCCUCUUUCCUGGAAGAGGUUCAGAAAAGGGAAAGCCAAAUGAAUCAGGUUGGGGAGCAAACUCCGCUGGGGGGAAGGGUUACAACAUUUUGGGCUUCCUGGUUGCUGGGGGGAAAUGAGGUGAAUAAGGGAGGAUGGUGGCAGAGGUACGUAGAAUGAGGCGUGUUGUGGUGGAAGUGGAUCGGGAGAAGCUUUUCUCUGCAUUGGAGGACAACCUGAACACUGGGAGAUUCAGCACAGACCAAAGGACGUUCUUCUUCACAGAAUGCUAUUUUGUUGUUGUUGUUGUUUAGUUGUGUCCGACUCUUCGUGACCCCAUGGACCAGAGCAUGCCAGGCACUCCUGUCUUCCACUGCCUCCUGCAGUUUGGUCAAACUCAUGCUGGUAGCUUCGAGAACACUGUCCAACCAUCUCGUCCUCUGUCGUCCCCUUCUCCUUGUGCCCUCCAUCUUUCCCAAUGUCAGGGUCUUUUCCAGGAAGUCUUCUCUUCUCAUGAGGUGGCUAUGGAAUCUGCCAACACCACAUGUAGGGAUGAUCGCCCACAUGGAUGACUUUGGAAAAGAGUAUUAGAGCAAUUCAUGAAGGAUAAUCAGUGGCCAUUGGCCAUGAUUGCAUCCUGCCUCGUCUGUCUGAGGCUGAAUGCCAGUUGCGGGAAAUCUCAGGUGGGGAGACAUUGUGCUCAGGUCUCACUUGUGGGCUUCCAAGAGGCACCUGGUUGGCCCCCCGGGAGAACAGAAAGCAGGGCUAUGUGGGCCUUUGGCUGGAUCCAGCAGCCAAGCUCUUCCUACAACCUUUUAACAGUUGAUCUCUUGCUAAUCAUGAUGUACCCUCUUUCUCAGGGUGGGAAUUGAGUUGACUGUAGCCGUGGGACCUCUCUUCUCUAGACACCAUUUCCUCCUCCUUGUCUUCUCUGGUCCGUAUUCGCACAGCUUCUCUCUGGCAUGGAGACUUUUACAGGCUGCAAGCAGAGCGGGGAAUUCCUUUGGAAUUGCCACAAUUGCAUCUUGCCAUUGACAUGUGGGUGGAAUCCCUUUUCAUGUUCUGUAAUGAUGAGGGAUGUCUCCCCUGGACUCAAGACAUGCUUCAGUUCAUGUACCUUGCCAUUGUACACAUGUUCUGCUUCAAAAGUCAACUCUGCCAUCAUAAGAGCAUAAGAAGAAGGUCCAUCAAGCCCAGCAUCCGGUUCUCACAGUGGCCAACUAGAUGCCGGUGGGACACCAGCAAGCCAGACCUGAGCACAAGCGCAACUCUCGUCUCCUGUGACUUCCAGCAACUUGGAUGCAGAAGCAUCACAGCUUCUCACCAUGGAGGCAGAGCACGGCAGCCCAAGACAUUUGGGUAUCUGAGGCGAACCACAGAAUGGCAGCCCCUUUCCCUCCAGGGAUGAUGGGGUGAGUGAAGAUCUACUUCAGAACAUGGAAGGAAUGGCUGGCAAAAGGCCCCCUGUGAGAGGCAGGGAAGGAAGGAUCUCCCAGGGUGAAGGAAGAAAGGGAAGCUCCCUUUCUGCGUGAGAUGAGGGUUAAGAUUUACCGUUGGGAGAGGGCAGAGCCAUUGAUAGCCUUCUCCCUCUUGAGUUUGCGCAAUCCUCUUCUAAAGUCAUCCAAUUUGGUGACCCUUCGUUGCUUCCUGUGGGAGUGAGUUCCUUUUUUAAAAAAAAUAGUAUUUAUUAAAGUUUUAAGUUUACAAAAAGGCAAAAGUACAAACACCAAAUUAAACAAUAACAAAACCAACACAUCACAAUAAAAAACAGAAAGAUAGAAACAAUUAAAAACAAAAGAAAAAAACACACAAAUCGAACCUUCCCAUAACUUAUCUUUCAUUUGCUUGUUUCCCUGACCACCUCACACCUCCCUUUUUUGUAUUCUAAGUCAAUUAUCCAUUUCAGCAAAUCCUUUCCCUCUCUUCAGAAUUUUUAUUCUGAAAAUUUAUCUUAAUCUUGAUAUAAGUUUACUUUCCCUCUUUUCACCAAUUGACAGUCUAUUUUUCUUAAAUCUUUGAUACAUUUUUGCUAAAAUCACCUAGAUUCAUUCCAACAUCAUUCUAACAUUCAUUAAUUUUACAAUGUUUCUGUAAAUAGUCUUAAAAUUUCUUCCAAUCUUCCUCCACCAACUCUUCUCCCUGGUCUCGGAUUCUGCCAGUCAUUUCCGCCAGUUCCAUAUAGUCUAUCACCUUCAUCUGCCAUUCUUCCAGAGUGGGUAGAUCUUGUGUCUUCCAAUACUUUGCAAUAAGUAUUCUUGCUGCUGUUGUGGCAUAGCCUGUGGGAGUGAGUUCCACAGUUUAACUAGGCAUGAAGAGAGAAUCUCUCUCAUCCUGGAUCUUCCAGCUUUCAGUUUCAAUGGAUGCCCAUGAUUUGGAGUUCGAGAGAAGCUUUUCUCUGUCCACUUCCUCCUUGCCCUGUGUAUAUCUAUAAACUCCGACCACCCAUGUUGCUUCUUGCUUGCCGUUUCUUUGAACAAAAGAGUUCCAAGCGCUGCUACCUUUCUUCACAGGGAAAUGUCUCCAUGAAGAUUGUGUCAAUAAAACAGCUUUCCCCCUGAAGAACUUAUACUGUUCUUCAGCUACACUGGCACACUGCCCUACCAUGGUGCGUUGGGUGGCAUCCUGGCAUGGCCCUUUCCGCAUUGCCUCCUCUUUAGCGAAGCCAACCAGCCGGCCGGGGGGGGGGAGGGGAAUCGUGUCAACUUCACUGAAGUUCCUACACUGUCUUGUUUUCAAACUAUUGCCGUGUGUUCCAGUUCUGAUGUGCCUACCUGCCCUUUCCUUGUGUUUGUGUGUAAAGGGAAAUGACUGGUGCGUAGAUCAUAGGGAGCUAUUUUGGAGUCGAGACCGAAAAGAAAGGAGAGCUCAACAUGUGGAAAAAAGCCGUUUGCAAAUGUUUGAGGGAAAAGCUGAAUGUUUGUUUUCCAAGUCUGCACACUGGAAGCAGAAGGUGGGGGAGUCUGCCUUAAGGGGUUUAUCUAAAGCACGAGGUCUUGCUGCCCCUCCCCCAUCAACCUGCCAUUUAUUAAACAUCUCCCUAAAGCUUAUCCUUCCUCUUUUAGCUGCAUUCAGGCUGUUUGCAAAAGUGGUUGUGAGAUGUUAAGAUCUAAAACCGAACAUCCUUCCUUCCUGUAGUUUGAAUGCAAAGAGUAGGCAGUAUGUUCAGGUCUUAGCUAUGCUUCAGAACCCACAAACGAGCCGAGUGCUGUAGACUUACCCUAUUCAUGCAGAAUGAGCAAAAUGUGUAAUUUGGCAAAUGAGUCCUCUCUCCAUUUGACCUGGCAUUCCUAAGAACCAGUUAAUUCCUCAAAUCAUGAGAAGGGCUUCCUAAACCAUCCUUUUGGGGAUGCUGGUUCACAUGGUCUUUUUUUAAUUGCACACACAUAGGUAGGUCAGGAGAAUGACCUCUUGGUCCCCUGUUGGUUGUCACCAUCCCUGAGCAGGCCUGGGCAAGUGAGCUUUGUGACCUUGGUCCUGUUGUGAGGGGGAAAAAGAGUAACACAAUGAACUUUGUUUCAGGCUUGUAAGUGGUGACUAGCCUGAUCGCCUGCAUGGUGAGUAAGAAUCUCCUCUGGGUGACUAGGCAGUGAGAGCUUCACAAGAGGGUCCUACUUUGGCCAAAUACCAGUAGCUAUUUCCUGCAGAUGCUCAGUGCAUUUGUAUUUACAGUGGUAUCUCGGGUUACAUACGCUUCAGGUUACAGACUCCGCUAACCCAGAAAUAGUACCUCGGGUUAAGAACUUUGCUUCAGGAUGAGAACAGAAAUUGUGUGGCGGCAGCAGGAGGCCCCAUUAGCUAAAGCGGUGCUUCAGGUUAAGAACAGUUCCAGGUUAAGAACGGACCUCCAGAACGAAUUAAGUACUUAACUCGAGGUACCACUGUAUUUGAUGAAAUUUAUAUACUGCUUGAUUGUUAUAAAACCACGAUGGUUUACAAGAAAUAUGAAAAUUUUAGAUAAAAACAGUUAAAACCAAUUUAAAACACUUAAAGGUAAUUUCAGUUAACAGUAGAAAAGACUGUUGUGCAGUCUCUUUUUAUGUUCUUAUGACCAGGAGAUGGUGGAGGGCUUUGCAGUAAGCUUGUAACUUAUGUUUAGCUUUAUGCACUAGACAAUAAAUAAAAGGGGGGGGCAGCCGGGGAAAAGGCUUUGGCAAACACACCCACCAUUGCACCCAAUCUGUUUUGAAUAUAUACAAUUUGGGCUUUAGGCGCGACCCCCAGAACGUAACCCCCACAUCAGUUGAGGGCAUACUGUACUUCCCCACAGUGUCUUGCAACAGCCGUCCAUAUAUAUAGCCAGAGGGCAACUGUUUAGUUCCAGUAAAGCAGCUCUGACUGUGUAUGGUUCCCCUUUUACCACCACCCUGCCGGGGUUUGCUGCCACGUAAACUGCUUACGGAAAUACCCUCCCAGACACCAAAGCUGCUAAUAACUUGAGGGCUUGGUGAUGUUUCUAGCAACUCUCAGCAGGCACCGCCAGUGGUUGACGGCCACAGUUAGAAUAACUUUGUUUCAGAUGAGAACACACAAAGAAUUAUUUUAUGUACAGUGGUACCUCAGAUUAAGUACUUAAUUCGUUCCGGAGGGCCGUUCUUAACCUGAAACUGUUAUUAACCUGAAGCACCACUUUAGCUAAUGGGGCCUCCUGCUGCUGCCACGCCCCCGGGGCACGAUUUCUGUUCUCAUCCUGAAGCAAAGUUCUUAACCUGAAGCACUAUUUCUGGGUUAGCGGAGUCUGUAACCUGAAGCGUAUGUAACCUGAAGCGUAUGUAACCCAAGGUACCACUGUAUAGCAUGGAGGCGGUUGCAUUUGACACAAUGCAUGUACAGGGACUAGCGGUUAACACACUGUGCAAUUGGAUCCUGCCCCUUGUUUUGUGCACAAAGCAACUUUCUGACCCCGCACCUAUCAGUUUCCUGCUCUGCCUCUAAACGAAGGUCUUGCACUUCUAGUAAUGGGAUAGCCGAAUCGGUUACCUAUUGCAACCUUUUCAAGAGUGAGCAGCCCUUAAAUGAGUGAAGCUUUGUUAAAGAGCAGACUCUGCUUAUGGCAAACACACACUCAGAGAUGCUCGCAGGUAAGGAAGCAAUAAAGUUGUCCAUUGUAGGAAAUUUAUAACUUGGAGAAAAGAGUUUGUGGUUCUAGUCUCACCACCUGGUCUAGAGAAGAACAAGACAGCCAUGCCUGCUCCUUUGCUCUCUGAAGACUGAGAAAUGUGAGGAGGAGGAAGUUGUGAGCAGGAUGCAACCCGAGAAUAUCGGUCUCAUAUGAGAGAGGGAGUGAGAGGGUUCGUUUCAAGAGGUUAAAGAUAUCUGUCCCUCACCCCAUCGGUGUAAACCAUGGGUAGGCAAACGAAGGCUGGAUCCGGCCCAAUUGCCUUCUAAAUCUGGCCCGCAAACGGUCCAGGAAUCAGUGUGUUUUUACAUGAGUAGAAUGUGUCCUUUUAUUUAAAAUGCAUCUCUGGGUUACUUGUGGGUCAUAGGAAUUCAUUUUUCCCCAAAAAAUAUAGUCUGGUCCCCCACAAGGUGUGGGGGACAGUGGACCAGCCCCCUGCUGAAAAAGUUUGCUGACCCCUGGUUUAAACCCAUGAGAAAAAUCAUAUGCUCUAAGGUGAGUUGCACCCAAACUUCCAACAGCUGGACUACUUAACUCCCAUUUCUGCAACACACACCAGCCAUCAUUUCCAACUUUACCAUUGUGAGCCUUGUGAUGUUUUGGCCUACACCAGCGUUCCCACUUGGGUCCCCAGCUGUUUUUGGACUACAACUCCCAUCAUCACUACCUAGCAAGACCAGUGGCCAGGGAUGAUGGGAAUUGUAGUCCAAAAGCAGCUGGAAAACCAAGUUUGGGGAACACUGGUCAGCAGUGUGUCCAUCGAUGCCGGCUGGGGCUGAUGGCAAUCAUAGUCCAGAACAUCUGGAGGGUGCCAGGAUGGCGAAAAGCUGGCAAUGAGGACUCGCAUUUUCUCCCCUUCCUAGCUUCUCUUUUGCAUCUCACUGUAAUCCAACUCUGGCAGAAGCUCUUCCGAUGAUCUAGCCCCGAGGGGAGAGUCCAGUCCGUGGUUUUGGGCUGCUGUUGUUUUUUUGGAAGUGGUUUCUUAAGAAUUGUGGCCUAUUCAGUGUGGAAAUACUCUGGAAGCCAGAGGAGAGGGGAGAGGACUGCAAUGCCAGGGAGCAGUUGGGGGAAGGGAAGGAGAUGAAUACAGAUGCAAGCUAAUCCAAACUUAGCAAAUUCCUGCUGAGUCGAGGGAUUUGCCUUAACAGGAUCACACAAGAAAUCGUCUUAGUGUGCAGAGCCGAAGAAGAGAGACCUCAGCGCUGAGGAAAGCGGGUGGUCUGGGUUUUCUGCCAUUUGCAGGCAGCGCCAGCUGCGGAUCUAGGGCUGCCCCUGGUCCAGUGGUGUGGAAACAAAGCUGGCGCAGCCCUGGGAUGACCAGCCCUCCUGGCAUAAGACUUGGUCGCCGGAAUGGGGUAUUGUUCGAUCUUUAAGCAGCAAUUUUUUUGGACUAGCUUCUCCCUGGUUGCCAUGCUUUGCUGCUUCAUCUUCUUUAAAAUAAGCUGCCAAGAGUCAGGCCUGCAGGGGAUCCCUGCUGCCACCCCCAAAGCACAUUUGCGCUCCUUAGUCCUAAAAUGAUCACUUUAACUGUAGCUCAGCAGAAAAAACCAGCUGCUUUGCAUGGUUCAAUCUCUAGCAUCUAGGGCUGCGGAAGACUCCCCACCUGAAAUCCUAGGGAGCUGCUGCCAGUCAGUGUGGGCAAUGCUGCACUAUAGAUGCACCAGCUGUCUGAUCCAGCAUAAGGCAGCCUAUAAAGAAGGGCCCAUAGCUUAGGGGUAGAUCAUCUGAUUUGCAUGCAGGAAAUCCCUGGCAUCUCCUAUAGGGUUGGGAAUAUCCCCUGCCCGAAACCCUGGCUGCCAGUCAGUGUGGUCACAACAGAGAGUGGUGCAAGAGCAGCCUUUGGAAGCCAUGAGAGCUUGAGAUUUUGCUUUUGUGUGCAUUGAAGUUAUUCAGUCCCACAUCCUAUGCUCAUACAGACACGUGAUGGAAUACAAGUGUAUAUACACACACGUGUGUGCGCGCGCGCACACCCGCCCAUCAUGACUGACCUGCUCCAUGUUCUCUUUUGCAGAACGGUUAAAUAAUUGCCUUGCCCUCCCCUGACUUUCCUCUCUCCGCAAGGCAUGCAUUUGCCUUCGGGACAGCGCAUUCCUAAGCAGCUGCGGCUCCCAAAUUUUCAUAGCGCCUUGGCUGGAGUCCCUGCCCUGGGGGUUAAUAGCUAGCUAGGGUGCGUGCCAUGCGCUCCGCACAUGCCCCACAAAGCCCGGUGCGCUUCUGUGUACAGAAGAAACAGGGCUGUGUUUACUGUUUACACUCCAAACACAGGUGUGACCCGGUGCUCCCAACCAGUUCUGGCCACUUUGCUGGGGCAGAGUGGGAAGGACUUUUCAGUGGGAGCCUAGGUCCUGUCUCCCUAUGGUCCUAGGUCUGGGGGUGGGGGCUGCUGAGUGCCAGCGAUUCCAGCUAAAUUUAGGAGUGGGAGAUUCCCAGAGCUGCGCCCCCACCCUCAUUCCAGGAUAAUGGAGACUUUGCAUAGAUUGCACCUCCCUUUAGCACAGCACCAAGCCUGCUUAAAAGGGGGGGGGGAGAGAUAGAGAUAGGAGAUCUGGGCAGGCCAAGGGAAGGGCUCCUUUGCACAGUGCAGAGUUAACCCUAUGGAAUCCUUUUUCCACCUGUGGUGGAACUGCCCACCAGUAUUCAAAUUCUGGACUAUAGUUUGUCACCAAAUGAGCAAAAUGAUCAAGCAUCCCAGUCCAGCUUCAUAGAACUGUAGCGUUGGGAGGCACCCCCUGCGAUGCAGAAAUCUCAACUAGAGCACCCAUGGCAAAUGGAUUUGUUUAGUAAGUCUAUGAGGGAUGAUCAGCUGAAAGGUUUGAGCCCUCAGGAACUGUUGACAUGGAUGCUGGCAGCUGCCAGAACCUCAGUUGCCCCCAAAUGGAAAACCUUCCUGGAUUUGCGACUUUUGCUUUGUUGUGAAAAUAUGCGGAGUUUAGCAUUAGCUGAAAAAACAACAACUCAUAAAUGACAUGUUACCCAAAGCUUGGAGGACCUGGAAAAAAAUAAUUCUGGGAUUUAAUUUUACAUGCAGCAAAUAGACACAUAGGACUCCCUCCCCAUGACAAAAUGUAAAAAUUUGGCUUUCCCAAUGGUCUCAAGUCCUUUGCCGACCAAAUAUUAAGACUUUCACAGGUAUACUGCACCGCUUUUUUGUAGCUGUAGUAUUUCUAUUGUAUUAAUUGGUCGGAUUUACUUCAAUAAAAUAUUUCGUUUAGACACAUCCAUGGGAAAGAAAAGGCUACCUAUGACUACUCGUCACAUUCCCACUGGUCCAUCUGCAGCUAAAGGUUGCCUACACUGGCUGGCAGCAGCACUCCAGGGUUUCAGGAAGUCCCUGCCUUGAUAUUGAACCCAGGAUGUCUUGCGUGUGCAGAGCAGGUGCUGGACUGCUGAGAUGCAGUUUGUUCAGCACGGUUGGCUUGCCACAGCCUCCCCUUCCAGGCUGGCUUCCUGGCCCAGUUCUCCCAUUGCCUUCAUGCUUUGCCAGCACCCUAUUGGGGGGGGGGGAGGGUUUGAUCUGUGCAUAGUGUCAGUGCUGCUAAUCGGCUGCCCUAGGCGAUGUGGCAUUUCCAUUCAGGGCUCCAUAAUAGCUCUUGAAAGCAAAGUCCUGGAGAGGAAUCUGUGGAGUGCGGUCGGUGUGUGUGUGUGUGUGUGUGUGUGUGUGUGUGUGUGAGAGAGAGAGAGAGAGAGAGAGAGAGAGAGAGAGAGAGAUGUGUGGGCAUCUAAUUGCACAAGGCCCUUCAUUGUCCUGCAUUGGGGGUGGGGGCUUAUUAAACAUAAUAGCACUUAAAAUUAGAGGGUCUUCCAGCUUCUCAAGAGCAGAGGAGCAGGAAGAGAGGGAGGGAGGCAAGGAUCAGGGGCACCUGUGUCUCUUUAGCAAUGCCUUGCAGCCCCAUGGCUCAAGAUCAAAUCCUGAGUCCUGUCCCCCCUCCAAGGGCCUGAGAGGGGUUGCAAAAGGGUUUUGCCUUUUGCAAAGAGAUAAUGGGCUGCUCCAAAACGGUUGUCUGCGUCAGCCUGUUUUGUACACAAGGGCUGGGUUCGAGUUCUGUCUUUUCAGUAAACAAUGCCCCAGGCAGAAUACUUUGUUCCUCCAGCUGCUGAUGUCUUCCUCCCCCCCCCCCCUUUCUUGGCACCAGGGACUUUUCCAGCUGUCCGGGAGAGAGACUGCAAAAGGGACUAGAACUAUCCAGCCCGACUGGUCCGCCCAUCCAGUGGGAAUUUCAAAAGUGCAGGCAUUCUUGUAGAAAUAUCUGCUUGGAGCCAUUUGGGGCUUAAAUCUGCAGCCUCUCCCCACUCAUGAUUAGUGCUAAAGGUGUUAGCAGAGGUGGGGAUAAUCUUCGGAAAGAAUAAUUCUGGGAGAAGUCCAGACUUUUCUUCUAUGCAAGACUGCACAAAUCAGAAUACAUAUCCCCCUUCAUCUUUUUUGUUAUUAGGAACUAAUUUCACUGGUGGAAAAGCUGCUUUCAGGCAUGUGUGGGUGAUUGUGGGGUUCACAACUGAGGCAGUUAGUGUGGGGGUGCCUUGAUCUGAGGUCGCGGGAGGUCAAAGACCCAGUACAAUUUCUGCAGCAGGGUCUAGGGCUGGUAUUUUCCCAACCAUGAGGUCUAGAAAGUUUUGUCCUUUCAAAACCAAAACAGAUUCUCCGAGAGCCAAGUCCCUUGCCAGACCCUGUUCCAAUUUGUUUCAAGCAUCACAUCCGGUUCUUCUCGGACCUCGAGCACAGACACCACAGAUCUACAAAGUACAGUGGUACCUCCGGUUAUGGAUUUAAUUCAUUUUGGGGUGCUAUGAGCCCCCUGAAAAAUCCGUAACUAGAGGUGCUGCUUCUGUGCACGCACGCGGCGCGAUAGAGCGCUUCUGCACAUGCGUAUACACUUCCGGGUUUGCCGCGGCCGUGACCCGAAGAUUCUGCAACCUGGAGGUUACGCAACACGAGGUACCACUGUAAAGACAGCAGGCAAUUUUUAGCCCCCAGGGCACUAGCUGGGAGCACGCUCUCCUCCUCCAGAAAUCAAAAUGGGGUGAGCGAGAGAGACUGUGCGUCAUGCAGUUCUGCAGAAAGGCAGGUCAUGGGGUUAAUUUCAUCACACUAAAUUGCUUCAGUUCCUUAAACUGAGAUUGCUGUCUCUGCAGAAGUGGGCGACGAGGGGGAAGAUUUCUGCAAUCGCAAGCUGGUCACAUGGCUUGAUAAAUCUUGCGUGCGUGUUCUACCUUCCUGUAGAUACUUUCGAUGGCUGCUGUGAAAUGUGACCGCAAAUGGCAAGAAGAGGAAAAAUCCCACCCCCCUUGUACCCAUCCGCUGCCGCCUCCCUGGGGCCUCGCUGCUCCCUGCUGGGGGGAGGGGUGCCCUUUGCCAGUCCUCUUGCGGGACUUUUUCUCUACUUGCAGUUCUUGGCCUUUGCCUCUGCCAGGAAGGGGAAAUGAUUCACAAACCAAAAGAGAAAUGGGACCAGUACAAGGGCAGGAGGAGAGGGAGAGAAACAGGCUCUCAUUGCUCAGCUGGGCCGAAGUCAUUCUCCUGCUUACCUAGUGGCAGAGCUGGUGGAGCUGUGGUCCUGCAGCUGCUGUCUGCCAGACACAGCUGAGGCAGCCCCAAGUAUCCCUGGAGGAGCGUCUCCACCCCCAUUGUUCUGCCCGGACACUGAGGUCCAGCUCCGAGGGCCAUCUGGCGGUUCCCUCCCUGCAAGAAUUGAGGUUACAGGGAACCAGGCAGAGGGCCUUCUCGGUUGUGGCUCCCGCCCUGUGGAAUGCCCGCCUGUCAAAGGAAAUAAACAACUAUCUGACUUUUAGAAGACAGCUGAAGGCAGCCCUGUUUAGGGAAGUUUUCAAUGUUUGAUGUUUUAUCGUGUUUUUAAUACUUUGUUGGGAGCUGCCCAGAGUGGCUGGGGAAACCCAGCCAGAUGGGUGGGGUAUAAAUAAUAAAUUAUUAUUUAUAAGUAAAGGACUGGUUGAUCAAACAACCAACCUUGUCCUGGGGUUAACAAAGGACACUGCUGAACGGCAGUUGAUUGAGGGCAGCUGGGUGCAACAUCUAUAAGUUGUCGCCCCCCACCGAAAUAUACCAUCCUCUUCUCCCUGCCCACUUUCAGUAUGGAUCUACUAUUUGGUGGGGGGGUGUCUUGGGGUGGGGGUGUUAACUUACUGGUUUUUCUGCAGAAAUGACAAAACUGGAUUAAAUGGGGAAAUAAAGGCACUUUGAUGCCGGUGACAUUUGCAAGAAAAUGUGCAUGCAUGUGCAGCCCCCAGGUCCAGAAUAAACUGGCAAGGAGUGUGGAUGCUUCUGGUCCUGUUCAUGCAGAUCCAUGCACCCAUUGCAGGCACAUCAGUGCACUAUGAAGACUAUAGCCUGCCGUUUCAGCAGGCCAGCCUUCAUACAACUGUGGUGUAUGAUAUAGCACACCAUAUAGGAGAUGGGGCGAAGUGUUGUCUUUGCGUCCUUCUGGCCCUGCUCUGCGCGCUCUCCCAAUUCUUUUGCCUGGUUGGAAUGUGUCCUUGAACUAAGGCCCCUGGUUUGCCUGGACGGAGAGAGAGUGAGAGUGAGAAAGAGUGUAGAAACCUUUGUGAUUUUUGCACGGCUGCUGCAUGAAAGUUAAGAGGUGCAGCCAUUGCUCUGCUUCAGAUCUUGCCCACAGCUGGCACACAGCCCCCCAAAGAGUUGCCCCACAAGCAAACACAGCCCUUCCCCCUUCCUGGGCUGCUCCCUCUUGUUGCAGAGAAGAUCCAGGCAGAGAGGAACUUUUUGCAUGGACAGCAGCGGAGGUGGAGUUCUUUGGCCUGGGUGCUCAAAUCAUCCAAGAGAGGCCCAUUGCUUUACCCGGCCAGGGAUUGACCACCGUGUUUUAUGUUAUAUAUUUUAUACAAUGCUUGGUGGUGGAAAAUGCUCCAAGCAGAGUUUGGAGCAAAGGAACAAAAAGCUGGAAGGUUUCUGCUGCUUUAAGAGAGUGCAGGGUCUGUGGAGCCUGGCAUCUCCCUGAAGGUCUGCUGCCCCAGUGGAGUCCGGCUGGCUCUGAAGGAACAUUGUCCUGGGCUUUCUUCUGGUGGGUGUCUGCUAUUGUUCCUCGGGGCUCUUUUCUUUUUUUGCAUCCUGUGUUUCUUUAAAUUGCAGCCUUCAGAAACAAUGAAGUUUCCUGCGUGUCCCCAGGCCAGGGUCCUCAGACAAUGCCGCCCACUGAGUAAGCACCAGAGAGGAAAGAGAAACCCUCUUUCUUAAGCUUUAAAAGCUCUCGCUUGGGAUGGGGAGGGGAGAACAGCAGCAGCAGCAGCAGCAGCGGUGGUGGAGAUCUGCACCGGGAUCCUUGCUGGGAGGGCCCUGAAAAAGCUGCCUGAAACCUCACUCACGCGUUGGGUCAGAUCCAGAGCAGGGACAGUUGCAUUUGACUUAAAUGGGACUUAAGUCAUAACUAACAUUCCCCCAUUAAUUUCAGUGGCCUUCGCUUGGAUUCAUUGAUGGGAGCUGGGUAGAAAUAUGCUUUAAAGAAACUUAAAUUUAACUUUUUAUUUGGUGGGGGAGGCUCAGUGGUAGAGCAUUUGCUCUGCAAGCAGGAGGUCCCCGGUUCAAUUUCUGGGGACUGUCCCCUGCCUGACACCUGUUGUAAACAAAAAUCUGCCCUUUUCCCCUUAUGGGGUAUCCAAGAGCCCAUAUAGAGUCCUUACGUGGGUUCCCUAUUGGUAGGAGAAAAUAACAGAGGCCAACCAGAGAAUAUUGAGAAGCAAAGCAGCUAGUAAGCUUGAUCUGUUGCAACAGGGUGCUCCCCUCACACGCAGGAAAGGAGGAGGAACCCACAAUAAAGGUGUGCCUGCCCUUAUAUAGACAUUUUAAAUUCCCUGCCCUGGAGCUCCAGACCACCCCUCCAUACAUCAUGCAUACAUCACAGAAGGGGAGUAACCCAAGACCACCACCCCCCCAGAUACACCAUACCUACAUCACAGAAAAGGCCGUCUACCGCAGAAAUCUGAGUGCGUUGUUUAUCUCGUCUGACAGAUUACCUGUUAAUGCUCACUUGAUUGGAUACCCUGGGGAGCCUGGCCAGUCUUUCGUAAUGAUAAAUACUUAGUUCCUGAGCCAGGUCACAGGCGCACCCUAUUCAAACACAGACAGACAUACCCUUAAGACAGGAUUUGUGAAGGAAAAGACAAUGGGGAGGCUUUUCCAUUUUCCUUUGACCUUGCAGAGAAAACAUUUAGUCAGUUUGGGAAUCAAAAAUGUUUUCAGGUCAGUCUUCCUGUGCUGAUCUAUGUACGUGCUUGGUUGGUACAUUUAUUAUAUAUCUAAGACUUUAAGACUGCUGGCAAUACUGAGAUGGAUGGACCAAGAACCCAGGCAGUAUCCUGUGUCCUUUUAAGUGCAUGCUUAAAAAUGCAUGUGCAUCAUCCAGGUAUAUUUGUUCAAGUGCUGGGCUGGAUUUGUUGCUUCAUAAAGUCUAGCUGGCUCUCGUAAGCAUGCCAGGGCCGGCUGCCUCUUGCAUUUCAGUCCAGUUGCACAAUGUUGUCAUCUCCCCAUCUUCGGGACAACAAAGGAGGCCGGGUUAAGUUUUACCUGCGGCCUUCAGGAUUGUCUGCAUUCUACCUGCCUGUGUGUAAUGGCUGAGCUGUAAGAAACACAAGUAAAUGACGUGUAAAAGAGUGGGUGACAUUGAGAGAGACAGAGAGAAAGAGCAAUUGUUCAGAUUUUAAUUGAAUUUCCUGGCUGGGUUCCUACUGAGCGGCAGGAAGGGGCUGGAUCGGAGAGGGUGGGAGGCAGGGAGCCUGCAGAGACAAGAUUGUUCUCAGAGGUGACACUGAGGGUUGUGGACAGGCUGUACCCUUCCUGUCCAGGCAGCGGGGGAGCCAAGCAGGGAGGCUGCGGCAACUCUCCAGCGCUGGCUUCCAAAGCCUUGCAGGGUCUCUUCCUGUUGCAAGAACUCGACAGAGGGUCCUCUUGCCCUACUGGACUCUCCCAGGGUGCAAGUUGGGUGCUGCUGGUGGCAUGUUCAGGAUGAACUGUUCUGAAGCAGUCCAGUAAAAAAAAUAAAAAAUGGCAAAAUAAUAAUCUCCUCCUGGUCUUUUUAUAGCAGCACGAGGAUUAGCUAAGGGGCUAUUUUGGGAGCAGGCUAACGAAGACACAGUCGCUGGAGACGGCACAUGCCUGAUCUAACCAUGUAAACAUUUCCCUGUUUUUUCAAUGAAGUUCCCAGUCCAGGCUCACAAGCUGAUGCCGAUCUCUGAUCUCUUCUUCCCUGCUGCUGUUUCCGCUUUCCCCAUCCAUGUUCCACAUUUGGGGUGUGUAUUUUUAAACCCCCCCCCAUGUUGAAAGAAUGUGCAGGAUGGGGGGGGGGUGUGAUGGUGCCUCUGCCGCCUAGCCCUGCUUUGCCACUAACCCACACAUUCAGUAGACAUCAGGUGCCACAUCCCACAUGCUUCUGUGGGGGGGGGUUUGGGAGGGGGGAGAAGAGCCAAGCCAGGCUUCAAAGGGUCUUCUCCCCCUCCACCUGGUACUGAUGGGGAAAGCAGAGUCUGCAUUGCACACACCCCAGCAAAAUCUGCUCCUGAGAUAUUACUACGUCCUGUAGCCAAUAAGGACCAGAACCUUAGUUUUUUUAAAAAGGAAAGAGGAAAGGAAGAAUAAUUAGAAUUGAGACAGGAGGGCAAAUUCUGUACCUACAACUACCAAAUUCCACUCCUGGGGGACACACAAGAAUUGAUAUAUUCCACUCCUGUAGAUAAGCUAUUAGGAUGAAAAAAGCAUCCUCCUAUCUUCCUAAUAUGUGGAUCUGUUCCUUGAAAGUCACCUUUACCUUCACCAACAAGUCUUGCCAUACCCCAAAUCUGUUUGAGUGUGUACUCAUAAGGACUAGAAUGUUGCUUUUAAAAGAAAAUACUGUAGAACUGAGAGUUGCAAUGGUCAGGCUGCUGAAUUCUGUCUGGCUCUGGCCCAUUUACACCCCCCCUCCUUUGUCUCCCUGUCUGGGGUGGGGGUGGGGAGUGUCUGCUCUCUUCCUCCUCUCCCCCCCUCCUGAUGAAACCAAGUUGUUUGAAUGCUGCCUCUCCUCCCCCCCUCCCUCAGCCCAGCCCUGUUAACCAGCCCAGCUGUAUGCUAAUGGAGAGCAAACACCACUUCAGCCUCCAGCUUGCAUUAAGUUGGCUGCAAGAAUCUAUUGUUAACCAGCCCCUUGCUUCCCUACCCCCUGCCAGCUACAUUCUUCAAUGGGGGGGGGAGACCACAAAGCAAGCUGGAGUGAAUGAUGUUUGGGCGCAGGCUGACAGCUCAGAUUGUACUCCCCCUCCCCAUCUCCUUUUGUGUGCGUCCCCCUUUUUGCUUUUAACUAUUUUUUUGUGGGGGGUGCAUCUGGCUGCUGUUUCUUCCUUCCCUCCCUCCCUUUUCUGUCCUUUGUUCUGUGUUGCUCUGAAUUAUUUGAGAUUCCCCCGCCCCUCCCAACAGGCAGCACACACAGACAGGCAACAGAUGCCAGGAAUUACCUGUGUCAAUAAGGAAGUGCAGCCAGGCAGGUGGCAGGGCUCAGAAGGCGGGGCAGAGACUGCUCCCUUGGCUCAGGUUCACCUGGCAGUUGGAGCUGAAUCAGUUGUAGGCGAAGGGGGGCUGUUUUGUGGUUCUUGUUCUCCAUCAUGCUCAGGGGGCAGGUGCGGCAAAGCCUUGCAGUAUGGAGAGGGGCAUCUGGGCAGGACUUUGGGGGCAGGGGCCUGCGACCCCUCUUGGUAGAAUGAGCAGCCUGCCGGCCUCAUAAAUGCAGCACAUUUUGAGGGGUGAAGGAAUGCACAUUCCUAUCCAGGUUGCAUUUACAGAGCAGUUUAUUCUGUCGCCCCGGCUGUAAAUUUGCGCACCGUGCUUGAGAUUUCGCACAGCGUGAAAGCCGCUUCUGCAAAGCCAGAAGGAUAUUGUGGGAGUUUUGGAGUGCGAAAAGAGCAGGAAAGCACCACAGCAAAGUUCUGUAGGCUUGCGGAAGGCUUGGACCAGGGGUCAGCAACCUUUUUCAGCUAUGGGCCGGUCCACUGUCCCUCAGACCUUGUGGGGGCCCAGACUAUAUUUUGGAAAAAAAAUAUGAACGAAUUCCUAUUCCUCACAAAUAACCCAGAGAUUCGUUUUAAAUAAAAGCACACAUUCUACUCAUGUAAAAACGCACUGAUUCCCGGACCGUCCGUGGGCCAGAUUGAGAAGGCGAUUGGGCCGCAUCCAGCCCCCGGGCCUUAGGUUGCCUACCCCUGGCUUGGACUGUGCUAUUGCAACAUAUGCUCUUAGUAUGCAGAUGUAUUAAUUUUGAAUGUUUCUGGGACAGCUCAGUUAGUAGACAUGAGAUUCUUCAUCUCAAGGUUGUGGGGGGUGGACUAGAUUGACCCUCGUGGUCCCUUCCAACUCUACAAUUCUGUGAUUCUGCGGAUACCAGUUGCUCAGAGCUGCAGGAGGCAAGAAUGCACAGGCAUCUGGUCGGCCACUGUGAGUACAGGAUUAUGGACUUGAUGGGUCAUUGGCCUGAUUCAGAGGUGGUUCCUAUGUCCUAAUGUGCUCAGGCUGAAGGGCGCAGGAGGUGGUGCUUGGAGGAGCAAUGCUGAAUAGGUUGUGUGUGAGAGACACAAGACUGAAACAUCUACUCAAGGGCACUUCAUGAAAAUUGUUGGAGGCUGGUGGUGGGUGCGGUGUUUGCAUUCUCCUCUGUUACAUAUAAGAUCAUUUACCCCCCUUUCAGUGCAUGGUUUCUCUUUCUCCACCCCAAGCCACCGGCAAGAAUAAGAAAAUUCCAAAAAGUUGAUUGCCAUUGUCUUGAAACCUCAGGGCAACCAACGCCCUACACAAAAGGGGGAAGUGAGCUCAGGCAAAUAUUUCUCUUGCCUGAACUGCAUUUUUAUAGCCGGGUAGAUGUUAGAAAAUCUGGGUGCAUUCAUUCCAUCCAAAUCCAGUGCUUGGUCUCUGGGCCAAUGACUGGAUAGAACAAUCUUUUUAUUUCUAGGUAAUAAAAUCCAACCUUGCUGCAAAAUUGCAUGUUGGCGUUUUUGCAGAUUAGAUUAGGUUGCACCAAUUUCCAGCAAGGUGAGACAUGGUUGUUUGCACAGUGUUAGCUAGAAAGGUUUGGGGACGUUCAAAAGUGACAGUGGUUCAGAUAAAACUUUUAUUAUUAUUAUUUUAAAAAUCUCCCUUUCUCUUUUAGACAUUUAUCUUCACGGAUGGUGAGGACGAAGAACUGAAGAAGAGGACAGGUGAGCUGGUUGAAUGCAUUUUGGCAGAUGGGGAAGGGAGCUUCUUAAAUAUAGCUUCAUCUGGAGGCUGUUCAUGGGAGGGUGAAGGAAGAUAACCUCCUGCUCAUUAACUCUCUGGAGUUGCUGGGGGGGAGAGGGGGGACUUACUCAGCUAUUUAUUAAGCCGCCCUUCCCCUGCCCUUGGGAGACUGGAUCAGAUCAGUCUAUUCUUAUGCUAAUGCCUCUAUUCAUGAUUCCCCUCAAGACAUCCCAGAGAGUAACAGGUGGCAGCUGAUGGGAAAAUGCUGGUUGAAUAGGCAGAUGAGAGCCUCUCCUUAGCCCCCCAGCCCAACAGAGUCCAGUUUGCAUGGAAGGCUUUCUCCCCCUCUCUGAGUUAACACUCAGUGGAGUGAAACAGCCUAGCAGCCUUUAGAUGCAGCCCGUAAUCCCUUCUUCCCUGACAUUUGUUUAUCCAAAGAAUUUUUUAUCCUGCUCUUCAGCCAGAAAAAAGGCUCCCAGAGCAAUGUACAAAUUACUGAAAGGGAAAGGGGGGGGGGAGAGAAAGACAGGCUUCUAGUCUUUAAAAAAAAUAAAGGCAUGGCACAAAAAGAAAGUGGAGGGGAGGGAGGAGGAGAUAAACAAACUCAAGUUCCGAGUUGCAGGUUCUUCUAGCGACUUGCUGGGGUGGGAAGUAUGAGGGGAGAAGGUUUUCUCACACGGAGGGCCAUGUUUGCAUCAUGGAUUGGAGAGUUGGAAGGGGACCCUGAGGGUCAGUCCCCAGUAAAAAGGUAAAGGGACCCUGACCAUUAGGUCCAGUCGUGACCGACUCUGGGGUUGCGGCGCUCAUCUCGGUUUAUUGGCCAAGGGAGCCGGCGUACAGCUUCCGGGUCAAGUGGCCAGCAUGACUAAGUCGCUUCUGGCGAACCAGAGCAGUGCACGGAAACACCCGUUUACCUUCCCGCUGGAGCGGUACCUAUUUAUCUGCUUGCACUUUGACGUGCUUUCAAACUGCUAGGUUGGCAGGAGCUGGGAGCUCACCCCGUCGCAGGGAUUCGAACUGCCUACCUUCUGAUCAACAAGUCCUAGGCUCUGUGGUUUAACCCACAGUGCCACCCGCGUCCCUCAGUCCCCAGUACACCUGGUUAAAAAGGAUCCAGUAACAGGGCAGAGCCAGCAAUGAGCCAGCGGUUAGAUUCAGCAGAAGACAGCUUUAUAUGUUAGUAGGGUUGUGGUUGUGCUCUUGCGAAGCAUUUUGUUGAUGUAUUUAUAUUUCCAAGCAAGGCACAAACUUGUCAGGCAAGCCAUGUCCUUCCAUUCAUUCUUCCUCCUCUCUCCUUCAGGGAACGUCAUCAACACCAAUUGCUCCGCUGCCCACAGCCGCCAAGCCCUGUCCUGCAAGAUGGCCGUGGAAUAUGACAAGUUCAUCGAAUCUGGGAGAAAGUAAGCGCAGGGAGUGGGCCAAGGGGGAAAGGCAACUUCUUUAAGCCAGUGUAAGGAGGGGCAAUGCAGAGGGUGUGCUCUGCAGGCUGAUGGGGAUCUCCAACUAGGCAGGAAGGGCCCAUAGCUCAGGGGCAGAGCAGCAGGUCCCGGGUUCAAAUUCUGACAUCUCCAGGUGAGAAUGAGAAUUUUCCUCUGUGCAGGCAGUACUGAGAAAGAGGAACCAAUGGGCUGGCUCUGUAUAAGGCAGCUUCCUACGUCUUUGCUUGAAUAGGUCCCUUUCCCAGUUAGUUGUCCUAAGUGAUGUUCAGAAUUAAAACCACCAGUAAAAGCAUUUUAAAAAACGGCAACCUUAGAUAAGGGCUGCCAUUGUUAACCAGCUGAGGAAAGGGUCCUUUUUAAGGCAGGCAUGGCCAAACUUGGCCCUCCAGAUGUUUUGGGACUACAGUUCCCAUCAUCCCUGAUCACUGGUCCUGUUAGCUAGGGAUGAUGGGAGUUGUAGUCCCCAAAAACAUAUGGAGGGCCAAGUUUGGCCAUGCCUGUUUAAGGAGUUGAGUGGCCUACACCUGGGGAAAUCCAGCAUGGAUCCAGAAUGCUUUCACAGCUGAGCAGUGAGAGACUUUUUUGCCUCAUGAAGCUGCCUCUUGAUAGGCAGAACAACCAGUUCCUGUUUAGAUAAAAACUGUUUGUAUAUAUAAAUACCUAUAAAUAGUUAGAGCUUCAUAGGUACCAACCCAGGAAAAUUAAGCAAUUGAAAUCGAUCGUGAAUUCAUUAAGACUCCUGGUGUAAACAUACAAAAGGAAAUAAUUCGGUUUGGUUCUUAAGGCUGAUGUUUAAGCGUGUGAUAAAGGAGUGUCCCCAAAUUUGCUUACAGAUCUGAAAUAAAAGGUCUGUAUUUCUGUUCUUUUCUUUUAUUAUUCGUUCUUGGACUGUUUUUAAUCCCAGCAAUAAAAAUAAAGCCAAGACACUCCUGUUUUGCACUAAAAUUUGAAAAUGCCUUUUGGCUAGGAAUCCUGGUCAACUCAUGACAAACCAAAGUUGAAUUUCUUUGGCCCCCUCCUAACCUGUUCCCCUCUCGUUGUCGUUUGAUGCAUCAGGUGGUUUUGCCACAUGGACGAUGACAAUUAUGUCAAUGUUCGAGCGCUGAUCAAACUGCUCUCCAGUUAUCCUCACACGCAAGACAUCUACAUCGGAAAACCAAGCCUGGAUCGGCCCAUCCAGGCCACAGAGAGGAUUAGCGAGAACAAGAUGGUAAGCGAACAGGGGAGCUGAAGAAAAAUAAUUUCACUUAGACCAUAUUCGCAUACCCCAUACAUUUAAAGCACUAUGAUACCACUUUUAUACAGUUGAUUCUUCAACUCUCAGGUAUCUAUAGAAAAUGAUUCAAAACAUCCAAUCCUGUGGGAAUAUUCAGGGAGGCAGGAGAAGGAUAUAUUGCUUAUUAAUAUCCUUCCUAACUUGCACUAGCAAGUUCUAUAAUUUAGCAGAGUUUGGCAUUCCCCUUUUUAAACGUACAGCAGAUAGCUGGUUGCAGGCUUAAGCCUUUCACUAUUAGGUUCCUGGUAAGUUCCCUUAUGGGACGCGGGCGGCGCUGUGGUCUAAACCACAGAGCCUAGGGCUUGCCGAUCAGAAGGUUGGUGGUUCGAAUCCCCUUGACAGGAUGAGCUCCUGUUGCUCGGUCCCUGCUCCUGCCCACCUAGCAGUUCGAAAGCACGUCAAGUGCAAGUAGAUAAAUAGGUACCGCUCUGACGGGAAGGUAAAUGGUGUUUCCAUACGCUGCUCUGGUUUGCCAGAAGCGGCGUAGUCAUGCUGGCCACAUGACCUGGAAGCUGUCUGUGGACAAACGCCGGCUCCCUCGGCCUAUAGAGCGAGAUGAGUGUGCAACCCCAGAGUCAUCCACAACUAGGCCUAAUGGUCAGGGGUACCUUUACCUUUACUAAGUUCCCUUAUAUCCCUCUUAGAAGAAUGAACACACCACAAUCUUGUGUAAAGUACAUAAAAGAAGUUUACUCACAUCAUCAGUUCACAUUUGGAUCCCUGAAGGCAGACUUAGUUACAUAUACAUGUGGGUCUGUCCCAUAUGGAGAUAGUCCCUUUGUCCUCUGUUGGCUGAAAGCUGAGCCAACAGAGCAUCUCUAGCUAAAAAGCUGCUGGUCCAAUGACAGAGGAAGUCAAAGAGGGAGGGGGUGCUGCGUGCCUUGUCCUUUUGUUACCUGGACAGGUAAGGUCAUGCCCACCUCUAGUCACAUGCUAAAGGCAGUAUGUCCUAGUCAGGAGGAAAAAGGAAGUUUUCGACUGACUGGACCAAACAUUCCCCUGCAUGUCCACUCUAGGAAAACAAGGAAUGUUGUACUUGACUGCUACUUGUCUACCACAUCCCACAAAUCCAAGAUGACACCCAACACAUUCCACUUUCUCUAGACAAGUAUUUUCUUCAGUCUUCUGGAUUGGUUUUGACUCUUGUCUCUCUUCUUGCCCCACACAGCAUCCGGUCCACUUCUGGUUUGCCACGGGGGGCGCUGGUUUCUGCAUCAGCCGUGGGCUGGCACUAAAGAUGAGCCCUUGGGCAAGGUGAGCAGUUGACAUUUGGAGGGUGCUGUGUUUGCUACCCUGAGCUCUCAGAUCACUCCUAUUUAUGCCUUAGCUGGUCAUGAACAUGAGUGCUCAUUCCCACCUUGCAAAUGUAAAACACAUCGGUGGGGCAGGGGAUAUUUUUUUGGGGGACCACCUAAGAAAGAGGUCAGCCCACCCCUUUCCUUUCUAUUGCAGUUGUUAGAAUUAUAUUUGUUACUAUUUAACACCCAUAAAGCACCUAAUAUUUUCUUAAGUGCUGUACGUGUAAUAGACGUUGCACAGUCGUACCUCGGAAUCCGUUCCAGAAGUCCGUUCGACUUCCAAAACGUUUGGAAACCAAAGCGCGCAUUCUGAUUGGCUGCAGGAAGCUCCUGCAGCCAAUCGGAAGCCACGCCGGACGUUCGGCUUCCGAAAACCGUUCGAAAACCAGGACACUCACUUCCGGGUUUCGAUCGUUUGGGAGCCAAGGCGUUUGAGAUCGAAGGUACGACCGUACAGGGGAAUUCCCCGCUUAUGUGAGGGUUCAAUUCUGGGUUCCCCUGCAAGUCCUUUGCCCCCUCGUGGUGCCAGAAAACAGUGUGCCCAUUGGCAGUCAUACAUGCGCAGGGAGGUGCCUGUAGAUGUUUUUUUAAAAAAGCCGUAUGUAAUAUUGAGGGUUUUUAUGUUAUUUUUCAUAUUUAAAAAAAUAAGGUUUUGGUAAAUUGGGGUGGGGGAAAGCAAUUCUCCUCCUAUCUUCGUUAGGGAGCCUUGCCCGUUGUUAAGUCCCCCACCAUACCAAAGUCUUGCUUCUUCCACAAUCCUCUACAGCGGCGGACACUUCAUGAGCACUGCAGAAAAGAUUCGCCUCCCGGACGACUGCACCAUCGGCUACAUCAUAGAAUCUGUGCUGGGGGUGAAGCUGAUCCGAAGUAAUCUCUUCCAUUCCCAUUUAGAGAACCUCCACCAAGUGCCCAAGACAGAGAUUCAUGUUCAGGUAAAAAACAAGAAAGAAUAGACCAGUGUUUCCCAAACUUAAGCGUGAUUGUGUACCCCUUUAGAGUGUUUUCGUCUUGCCAGCGUAUCCCUUCCCGGGUGUGGAUAAUUUGAGGGCAGUUUCAAUAAUGCUAUUGUUUUCUGGGGGGGGGGGAGCUAUGGCAAAGUAAAAUAAAAAAUCCAGCUGAGAAAUGCUUAGGCAUACGUCUGUCCCUGAAGAUGCCUGAGACAUAUUAAAAUAAAAAUCUGUGUGUGCCUGGUGGCUUCCCCCCCCCCCCGCCCAACGCCACGGUGCUUUACAAUAUCUACGCUCCUUCCUGCCCGUUCCAGUUGUCAUGUUACAUGGGAACUGUGAGCACUGGGUGUGGGUAGGGCAUGUGCACACAUCUUUGCGUGCUGCUCGCGGCUGCACUGUCAGUAAUAUCCAAGGCAACACGACGACCAAGUACAACAAUGCAAUAUCAAUAUAAACUCUUUAUAUAGUCUAUACGGAACAUUGAACAAUAUGAGAAACCAAAUAAACAGAAAUCUUAUAAAUCUCUGAAAGUCUUUGUAGACUAUGCAAAUCUCUGAAAGAAGCAAUGGGUCAGAUUCUUAUCUGAUGAGAACAAGCCGUAAAGCUGUUUUAUGACGUCCAACGCUGCCGAAGUGGUCCACAAACAGACGUAGUGAACAGUGAUUCUGGAUAUGCCCACUGUUUCAUGGAAUUCUUCUUCAGCACAGCAGAAGGAUACAGAAAUGCUUCAUAAACCCAUCUGUAUGGUGAAUGGAAUUCUAUAACAACAAUAUCUAUGGAGCAGUGGUCAUAAAGGGUUGUACUUGGUCAUCGUGUUGCCUUGGAUACUACUGACAAUUGUUUGCAACAUAGGUGUUUAAUUGUUUGGUUACUUGUGGCUGCACUGUGUCAGAAUUAUCCUCAAACAGAAGUUUUCAGUGGUGCUGCUUUAAAUCACAGGGGUCCAGUGUCUAAAAACUGGGACCCCCAACAUGGCAACUGUGGGCACCAUGGUACCCUCAGACACCCCAUGAUGCCCUCCUAGCUCCCUUGCUCAUUACUAUUUUUAAUUUUUUUAAUUAAGCUCUUUUGGCUCUUGUUUGGUUGGCAGGGGCUGGAGGGGUUGUUAUUUUGUCUGUGUUACAUUUUGUGGUUGGCACAGGCUUUUGCCAAUUUGGGGGAAGGGCUUCCUAUCAGUUUUUCCUUCUGUGAAAUGUGUGUGUGUGUGUGUGUGUGUGUGUGUGUGUGAGAGAGAGAGAGAGAGAGAAUGAAUGAAUGAAUGAAUGAAUGAAUGAAUGACACAUGGAAAUCUUAGGAGCUUUAAACAUAUAUACAGCCUAGGACCCUCGUACCUAGAAUCAUAGAAUCAUAGAGUUGGAAGAGACCACGAGGGCCAUUGAGUCCAACCCCCUGCCAAGCAGGAAACACCAUCAGAGCACUCCUGACAUAUGGUUGUCAAGCCUCUGCUUAAAGACCUCCAAAGAAGGAGACUCCACCACACUCCUUGGCAGCAAAUUCCACUGUCGAACAGCUCUUACUGUCAGGAAGUUCUUCCUAAUGUUUAGGUGGAAUCUUCUUUCUUGUACCUGCGGGACUGCCUCUCCUGGUAUGUCCCACAGAGGACCUUACGGUCUUCAAAUAAAAACAUCUUGGAGGUCCUGGGCCACAGGGAGGUCAGACUGGCUUCAACCAGAGCCAGGGCUUUUUCGGCCGUGGCCCCGGUCUGGUGGAACACUUUGUCACAAGAGACUAGGGCCCUGCGGGACUUGACAUCUUUCUGCAGGGCCUGCAAGACAGAGCUGUUCCGCCUGGCCUUUGGCCAAGGCACAGUCUGACCCCCUCCUUCUGUAAUCCUCAUAGAACUCUAGCCCAAUGGUUGCCAUUAAUUUGAUUUUGAAUUGAUUUUAAAUUGAAUUGAUUUUAGAAUGCUGUGUUACUUUUAUUGUUGUUAGCCGCUCUGAGCCCGGCUUCGGCUGGGGAGGGCGGGAUAUAAAUAAAAUUAUUAUUAUUAUUAUUACGUUAUAUAUGUUUAAAGCUCCGAAGAUUUCCAGAUGUAUUCUUUCUUUGUUCCCAACAUGUCGGGAACCUUAAGUCUUGAGAGAAAGAUCUUAAUUCAGCCAAGUCGACAUACGAGCCCCUUCCUCAUUUCAUCAAGUCAAUCUUUGUGUGCUCUCUCUCCCCUGCCCAGGUGACCUUGAGCUAUGGAAUGUUUGAAAACAAGAGGAACUCCAUCCAUAUCAAGGGAGCUUUCUCUGUGGAGGAGGAUCCGUCCAGGUGAGCAGCGGGUGUCCCUCCCCUCGUGCAUACUAGUUAUUUGUUUAGAGAUGUGGAUCAGUUGAAACAGUCCCUAUCUACAGGUUUGCAUUCUGAAAAUAUACACGACACGCAAGGGGAAAGGGACAGUGAGGGAAGAGCUUCCCAUCUCCACUUGGCUGAGAGACGGGCCAUAUUCACACCACACUUUUAAAGCACUAGAGCAGGCAUAGGCAAACUCUGGCCCUCCAGACGUUUGGGACUACAAUUCCCAUCAUCGCUAGCUAACAGGACCAGUGGUCAGGGAUGAUGGGAAUUGUAGUCCCAGACAUCUGGUGGGCCAGAGUUUGCCUAUGCCUGCACUAGAAUAUCACUUUGAGCAACUGUGGCUCCCCCCCCCAAAGAAUUCUGGGAGCUGUAGUUUAUCAAAGGUGCUGAGAGUUGUUCGGAGGCUCCUAUUCUUCUCCCAGAUCUACAGUUCCUCUGGGAGAGGAAUUGAUUGUUAAACAGCUCUGGGAAGAGAUUGGGGCCUCCUAACAACUCUCAGCACCCUUGAUAAACUACAGCUCCCAGAAUUCUUUGGGGGGGGAAGCCAUGGCUGCUUGAAGUGGUAUCAUAGUGCCUUAAAUGUAGGGUGUGAAUGCGGCCAAAUCUCUUAGCCUAACCUACCUCAAAGGGUGAUCGUCGGGAAUAAAAUAGGGCAGGGGAAAGAGACAAAGAACCACAAGCUCUUUAAAGGGGAAAUACUGGAUCUGAAAGCUAUAGAUAAAUUGCUCUAUAAUUAGAAAGGUGCCCCUGAUUUUCAUCAGGAAACAGGUUUUAAACCUGCUUGAACCACCCCCUGGCUAAACGUUACAGCCCUAAUCAAUACUGUGCCACUGAUGAUGGGGAUUAUAAUUUUUGGGAUGUCGCUGAUAUACCCCCUUCUCCUCUCUCUCUCAGGUUCCGUACCGUCCACUGUAUGCUGUAUCCGGACACUCCAUGGUGCCCUCGCAAUGCAGUUUACUAAGAGACAAGGUGUCCCCUUCUUAACCUCGUCCCGAGUUUUCCCGGUAUCCGAAGAGCUCGUGGGACCUGUGCAUUUGCGUGUGUGUUUGUUUCCUUUGCUGUGAGGCUGUUGGCGCUUAAUUACUGUGGUUAAUUCACAGUGUGCGUGUGUUUUAUAGGCUGCUGUGCGGCCCCUUCUUCUCUCAUCCGGCCCUGAGAUGCUGAGACGUUUUUGGGCUCCCCCUGCUAUUUGCCCCUGUUGAUGGGGCAAGCGGGUUUUACUCUGGGCAAGAAGGAACUGCCCUUACAACCCUCAUUUCUUAGGUGAGUGGUUCUGGCUGUUUGUACAGGUGUAAACUGACCGAAAACCCCCACCUGAACAAGCAGCCUGGGCAUUUCUGAAUAUUGCUUUCCAGUGUUCUUGUAAGAAGUUGUUUGCUUUUCCACAACUACCAUUACUGCUGUGUUCCCCACCCCCACCCCCACCCUUGCUGCUGAAUUUGUAAAAGCAGUGUUUGAAUGGAUGAACGAAAACACAGGGUGCAAUUCAGCCCAGAGUUAAAGCACUAAAGGAAAGAAACAAAAUCAAAACCCAUGGACUUCAUGGGGAAAAACUGAGCAUCUUCAUAGAUCUCACCCAUUAACGAUCAAUUGGGUGCUUCCCAAGUGCCAAACACUGAGCUGGGGUAUGCCUUAAAUCGGUGGCAGAGAACCUAUGGCCAUGUCCCAGGUGUGCUUCAACUCCCAACCAAGAAGCCCAGCAGCCAACAUGGCCAAUGGGCAGAGAUGAUGGGGAACUGAAUCUAGCAACAUCUGUAGGACCACAGGCUAGCCACCCGUUGCCUUAAACCAGGUGCAGGGAAUCUGCAGCCUUCCAGAUGUUGGUGAAAUGCAACUCUCAGUCAGCAAGCAUAGCCAGUGAUGAUGGGAGUUGUAGUUCAUCAACAUCUGGGGUUCCAUGGGUUCUCUGCACCUGCCUCAAACCUUUCACUGCUUUCCCCUCUCCAUCCUUGAUUCCUAAACACCCCUUUAAUUGUUCCUCCCUGCUUAUUAGGCUCCGGAUAACUUUUCAGAUGAAGGUUUACAAACUAAAGUUUGUAAUUUUUAAAAAAUGCUCCUUUUUUGGAAUUUCCCCCCUCUCCAUAGUGAAUGAGUGCGUGAGUGUGUUCUGUAUUUUAUACAUAUAAUGCUCAGUUUUCUGAACUGUUGCUUCUAGAGCUGGUCCCUUGGACUCCCAGCUUUUAUGGUUGCACUGAAGGGAGAAAGUCUGGACUCAGCCUCUUGGCAAACUCUACUUCCUUGCCUACAGCUCAAUUGUACGAGGAUUUAUGCUCCACUGAAUAUGGUGGGGACUUCCUUGGAAGUAAACAGGCGUAGGAUUCAGUGUUUCUCAAACUUGGGUACCCAGCUGUUGUUGGACUACAACUCCCACCAUCCCUAGUGAUCUGGUGGGAGUUGAUGAUGGGAGAUGAUGGGAGUUGUAGUCCAACAACUGCUGGGGACCCCAAGUUAGAGAAACACUGAGUUAGCUUUAUAGAAGCACUGUAAUGUUUAGCAGCAUAAUUUUACAUACGUUUACUUGGAAGGAAGUCUGGGGUUGUCGAUAGGGACUUAGCCCCAGGUAGGAUUGUGAAUUCCAUACAAGUGACUUCUCUCUUCCUUCAGUGCAACAUCUUUUGCCCACCUGACGUUUCCUCUGGAGCAUCUUCUCCAGGGGCGAUUAAAAAACAUCUUACCUGGUUGUCUCUCCUGUUGAUGCGGAGACUGCUGCUCUAGCCCAAGCACUCAACAAGAGGUCACAUUCUCGUACGCAAGUAUCCAACCUCUUGUGCAAAAACCAGGGGAGUGUUUGCUUCCUGGAUUCUUGGGCAUGUUCAGAGAACUGUAAGCUUCCAUUCCAAAUGGGAAGGAAAAAGAAUUGGCCCACACUGGGUAGUGUUUGUAAAUAUCUUAUUGCAACAGUGUUAUUUACUGUGCCCUUUUUGUGUAGAUUUGUAAAUUGUGGAUUUUUUAUUAAAUAUUUUUUUCCUGUGGAUCAGAAAAAAAAUAAUUUUAUAAAAUCUGUUUUUUAAAAAAUGAAAUGGGGAGGGCCAGGGCAUCUUUUGUGACUAUCACUUAUCCUUAAUUUAUAUGUCCCAGUAUCUGGGAAUUUGUUUGGGGUGUGUGUAUGUAUGUUGUGUGUGUUUUUAAAUGAGGGAAAUAGAGGGGGGGGGAAUAUAACAAGGACAAAUGUUCUCAGGGAAUUAAACCUGAUUGUUACCAUGGAAACUGUGGUAACCAUCCUUUAUUUGCUGUUAAUAAAGCAGUUUUUCGGCUGAUUAA
Molecule: messenger RNA, 32912 nt
Organism: Podarcis lilfordi (Lilford's wall lizard)
Lineage: Eukaryota; Metazoa; Chordata; Lepidosauria; Squamata; Lacertidae
Source: the annotation of a GenBank genome assembly